Messenger RNA from Melospiza georgiana, 1101 nucleotides. RefSeq names its product leupaxin (gene LPXN). The transcript is spliced from 9 exons. Gene Ontology annotation, biological process: actin cytoskeleton organization; muscle structure development. Lineage: Eukaryota; Metazoa; Chordata; Aves; Passeriformes; Passerellidae. Bases 1 to 1101 code for a protein of 366 amino acids. Gene Ontology annotation, cellular component: Z disc; adherens junction; filamentous actin. Gene Ontology annotation, molecular function: actin binding; muscle alpha-actinin binding. The record is from RefSeq and is a predicted model, not a curated record.
AUGGAGGAUUUGGAUGCUUUGCUGGAAGAGCUGGAGCAGAGCUCCUGCCUGGCCUCCAAGGACCAUGCACUGAAGGGACCAAGCUCCUGCCAGGAUGCCCAGCAUGGUGCCCCAAAGGUGCCACUGCCACCUCAAGCUCAGCCUCCAGGAGAAGGUUUGGAUGCAGUGUACAGCACCCCUGCGCCGGUCCCAAAGCCGCUGCUCCCCUCAGCCGCGCACACAGAGGCCGCCCGGCAGCUGGAUGAGCUCCUGGCCGACCUGGGCCACACGCAGAGCAAGCUGGCAGCUGCAGGGCAGGGAGCCGGGGUGCCCACGGAGUCCUCGCUGGACAACAUGUUGGACAGCCUCACGCGGGACCUGCAGGAGCUGGGAAUCGUGGCUGCGCCCGCCGGCAUCUGUGCCUCCUGCCGCAAGCCCAUCGCUGGCAAGGUGCUCACAGCCCUGGGCAAAACCUGGCACCCCGAGCACUUCACCUGUGCCCGCUGCGGGCAGGAGCUGGACAAGGGGCCCUUCUUCGAGCAGGGCGGGCGGGCGUUCUGCGAGGAGGAUUAUCACCAGGCCUUCUCCCCGCGCUGCGCCUACUGCGCCGGCCCCAUCCGCGAGAAAGUCCUCACGGCCCUGGACCAGACCUGGCACCCCGAGCACUUCUUCUGUGCCCACUGUGGGAAGGUGUUUGGAGAUGAGGGGUUCCUGGAGCGCAAUGGGAAGCCAUACUGCCACCAGGACUUCCUGGCCAUGUUUGCCCCCAAAUGCCAGGGCUGUGAGCGCCCUGUCAUUGACAACUACCUGUCAGCCCUGCAGGGUGUCUGGCACGCCGAGUGCUUCGUGUGCACGGAGUGCCUGACUGGCUUCACCGGCGGCUCCUUCUUCGAGCUGGAGGGGAGGCCCUACUGUGAGCUGCACUUCCACCAGCGGCAGGGCACCAUCUGCCACGGCUGCGGCCGCCCCGUCAGCGGGCGCUGCAUCACGGCCGCGGGGCGCAGGUACCACCCCGAGCACUUCAUCUGCUCCUACUGCCUGGGCCGGCUGCACAAGGGCACCUUCUGCGAGCGCGGCGACAAGAUGUACUGCCAGCCCUGCCACGACAAGCUCUUCCUCUGA